Molecule: messenger RNA, 1015 nt
Organism: Bemisia tabaci
Lineage: Eukaryota; Metazoa; Arthropoda; Insecta; Hemiptera; Aleyrodidae
Source: RefSeq, a predicted model, not a curated record
UUCAGGGUAUCAAUCCCUGCAGCAGCGAUGUGAGUGUGAACAACACGUUCUGUCAAAUAAGUUUAUAAGUUGAAAUUUUAUUGGCAAUGAAAGUAUUGCCCGCCAUUUUCUUUAUUGUGUGUAUAGUGACUGUGCCUCAACGCAUUAGUGCAGCUCAAAAAUCGAGAAGGUGGUGGAACAUCAAAGGUCUUUUCUUGAAGGACCAAAAUCUCUGCCAGGCGAGGUGCACCCGGAAGCACGGCUACUAUUACUCAUCCAGCUCGUUCGAGCCCCACCUCGCGGCCGUCGCCACCAUCCGCUGGAAAGGCAUCAAGUGCUGGUGUGCUGUCCCUCAAAAACUCCUGUCGCUCAUCGAAGAAUCUUACGGCGCAGCACUAGCUAAAAAAUACAGGAGGUAUAACAGGCUGGGCCUCACGGGCCGCGUGAGGAAGCGGAUCAUGGAAAAGUUCGCGGCUCACUAUAUCGAGACGAAACGAGCCAAGUUCCCGAUCUUCAUAUCGCAGGCGAAGAUGGUAAGGGAGUCCUUCAAGCUUUCCGAGUUGGCAUCGGAAUCGCCUUCGAAGAAAAUGGAAGACACCUUGAUUAUCCCGGCAGCUCCAGCCGCGCUCUCGGCCGUUGCCUCUCCGGAGAAGGUCCUGACCCCGCCCCAGAAGAUCCCAACCCCACCCAAAAGAACCGAAACUCCGCCGAAGAUCGAAGUUCUUCCUCCGCCUCCACCUCCGGAACCGCCGAAGUCCCCGCCGAAACCAACGGAGCCGGAGUUCCCCCAGGACCUCGCUGAGGCCGCAGCAAAGAUGAACGCGGUCAACGCUCGUCUUGGAGUAGAUGCGGACGAGUAUAGGAAUCGGAAAAUCGAGCGAGCCCGGUCGCAGCACUUGAGAGAGCAAGGAUUCCUAUGAGCUCGUAUGAUGCGGCCAUAGGUGGUCCUCGAGUGUCGGGCGCGUCAGUGGGGAAACUAGAGUCCCUUUAUACUGAGAGUCAAGACAAUGUGAAUCCAUUUCUGAUUGGUUCCCGU